Alnus glutinosa is the source of this 1703-nucleotide messenger RNA. RefSeq names its product NAC domain containing protein 50. The coding region runs from base 102 to 1472 and encodes 456 amino acids. Gene Ontology annotation, molecular function: DNA binding. The record is from RefSeq and is a predicted model, not a curated record. Gene Ontology annotation, biological process: regulation of DNA-templated transcription. NCBI's taxonomy places the organism in Eukaryota, Viridiplantae, Streptophyta, Magnoliopsida, Fagales, Betulaceae. The transcript has 4 exons.
GGUACCCCUUCGUUGUUCCUUCAGCCUCACUCAAAGGCAAAGCCCCCAUCCUUCUCAUCCAUCCCAACCCCCAAAACCCUAGCCUCCGCUUCCAACCGAAAAUGUCUGCCAUGGGCCGUGACACCCCGGCUGUGCCAGCGCCACCAGCAACAGCGCCGACGGCGCUGGCACCCGGGUUCAGGUUCCACCCCACAGAUGAGGAGUUGGUCAUAUACUACCUCAAGCGCAAGGUUUGCGGCAAACCCUUCCGAAUCAAUGCCAUCUCUGAGGUCGACAUCUACAAAAGCGAGCCUUGGGACCUCGCAGAUAAGUCGGGGUUGAAGACCAGGGACCAGGAAUGGUACUUUUUUAGUGCAUUGGACAAGAAGUAUGGCAAUGGGGCGAGAAUGAACAGGGCUACAAGCAAAGGAUACUGGAAGGCGACCGGGAACGACCGGCACGUCCGCCACGAUUCUAGGACUGUGGGGCUGAAGAAAACUUUGGUUUUUCAUAGUGGGCGUGCCCCGGAUGGGGUAAGAACCAAUUGGGUCAUGCAUGAGUACAGGCUUGUUGAGGACGAAUUGGAGAAAGCUCAGAUUGGAGUCACGCAGGAUGCGUAUGUGCUGUGUAGAGUAUUUCAUAAGAAUAAUAUAGGACCACCGAAUAGCCACCGAUAUGCACCUUUUGUUGAGGAGGAAUGGGAUGAUGGUACACCAGCUUUGGUUCCGGGGAAAGAGGCUGGGAAUGAAGCGGUAGCUGGCCAUGAUGCAUGUGCUGAAGAAGCUGGCUGUGGUGCAUUUGUUGAACAGAAUGGCCAUUGUCCAUUUGUCGAGAAUAAUUGUGGUGAAUGUGUCGAGAACCGUCAGGAUUCAUUUGUUGAAGGGAAUAAUUUUGAGCAGGAUACUCCGUCCAUUAACGAGGCUGCUCUUAGCGCUAGUGAAAUUCCGAGAGACUUCCAAAAUGUUUCAGUUGUCUGCAAGAGUGAGAGAAUGGAUGAUUUUCCUUCACCAGGCAUGGCUUUUCCAAGACCCUCCCUACUAAUGAGAUAUAAAAGAAGGCGUCAGAACGAUCUAAACCCCAACCUUUCAAAUGCUUCAGAGACUUCAACUAGGACGAGUCAGGAUCAUUGCUCAUCUACAACGACAACCGCAGCAACAACAUUGACAACGGCGACAACCUCCACCACCACAGCAACAACAAGAAAUUUUCUCUCUGCACUGGUGGAAUAUUCUCUAUUACAAUCUAUUGAACCCAAAGAUAGUCUUUCAGUUACUCCUGCAUUUGAUUCUGCUAGUCUUGAUUCACCUCUGCCUCCUAGCUGCUUGAAAUUCAUAAAUGAUUUGCGAAGUGAGAUCCAUAAAAUUUCAGUAGAGAGGGAGACAUUGAAGUUUGAAAUGAUGAGUGCCCAAACCAUGAUUACUAUUCUCCAGUCUCGAGUUGAUAAUCUGAGCAAGGAAAAUGAGGAUUUGAAGAGGAGAGUCCAAGAUGUCUAGUUUAUGUAAUCUUGCCCCUUUUCCUUUUUUUUGCCUUGUAUGAAUCUCCUGCCUUUGAUGGAGCUUGUUCUCUCAGAUCAGUUGAUUUGAGAUUGUAUUCUUUUCUAGGUUAAGUAUGUUGAAACUUUGCUGUAAGAAUAUCAAAAUGGUCAAUGAUGUAUCGUUUUAGGCCUUUGAUCCUUUGUUAUCAAAAAUAGGUAAAUUCGUUGGAACUUUUUAUUUUUACUUAAA